AUGGGAGCGGUUUGCAUGAUCCUCCUGCUCCUGAUCGCCACCCGCAUCAACAGCACCACCACCACCACCACUGAAGUCGCUUUCAACGCCAACGGAAACAUCAGCGUCCGCCCAGCCUGCGGAUAUUCCCUGUUCAUCGAUGGCGUUGAUGUUGGGCAGACGUUGCUACACUUGCGAGACAACUCCGCACGCAUCGCAGGGCCCCUGCAACAAGACACCGCCGCCGCCAACUCGACUGCAAGUGCAAACGCCACACGGCAGUGCAGUCCAAGCGAGAGUGGCAACCGCAUUUACAUGGACGCGGCCGGUAACCUCAACAUCGUCAGCCCCAGGUCCGUUUACCUCUGGUCCGGCACGAACAACACCUUCUUUGGCGACCGCCCGCUGCUCGAGCAAGCGCAGCUCCUUGACACCGCGCUUCAGGCUGGUGGCGCUAAUGGGUCAGCCAUCGUCAGGCACGCUACCGUGUCCGCGCCUCCUGCAGCCCCCGGUCACGGCCCAGACACUUCCUCCCCCAAGCGAGCCAGCACGGGAAACCUCUUUGCAGACCUCGACUUGAACAUGCACAUUGUCAGCGACAAUGACCCAGCAUCACGAGCGCUUGUCGCCCAAAUGAGCCACUGCCCAGUUCGCGACGUCGUCGAAUGCUGCUGUGACGAGUUCUCGGCACUGCGCCGCGUAACAGGGUCAGUCACCCUCUCCCCGUCCACAACAACCCUCAACUUUGGAUCCAUCACCAGCGUUGAUGGCGAUGUACUCAGCGUCACCUCCCGCUCCAGCCCGGGCGCCCUUGCCACUGUCGACUGCGGGCAGCUGCAAAGGAUCGGGGGCAACUUCGACCCCAGCUACAACGUCCUCACAGCAAUCAACUUUCGCAACGUCACGCGGCUGGGCCGAUUCAGGGUCCUCAGCAACAAGCUCGCCACCCUGCACUUUGCCAAUAUUGAACGCGUUGAUGGCGGUCUCCACAUUGGCGCCAACCACCUCACCUCGCUCGACUUUGGGCAGCUCACACAGGUGAACGGCUACUUUGCCAUCACCUUCAACCCGCAGCUCACGACGCUGGACAUGGGCAACAUUCGCCGCACGCGCGGGAUGGAGCUCGGGUACAGCUUCAAGCAGAUCUUGUGGCGCAACAUGGAAAGGGUAGAUGGAGGCCUGUACUUUGGGGACGGAGACUUUGAGCAGCUCUCUUUCUCUAGUAUCACGCACGUGGGCGGUCCCAUUUACGUUCAGCGCAACUCCUUGACCACCAUCAACUUUGGCAGCUUACAGACCGUCACCGGCAGCAUCUACAUUUACAGCAACAACCUCCAGGCUGUGUCAUUUGGCAGCCUUGCAUCCGUUGGAGGCACGAUUGAUGUGCACGACAACCCGCCUCUCGCAUUCCUUGACUGCAAAGGGCUUGCCUCGUGCCUGAAAGCCAGCACCACCCUCACCAUGACCCAGCAAUGUCCUUUGCCUUGUGCUUAA
Molecule: messenger RNA, 1473 nt
Organism: Salpingoeca rosetta
Lineage: Eukaryota; Choanoflagellata; Craspedida; Salpingoecidae
Exons: 3
Coding region: 1-1473 (490 amino acids)
Cellular component (GO): plasma membrane; cell wall
Source: RefSeq, a predicted model, not a curated record